Molecule: messenger RNA, 1959 nt
Organism: Gongylonema pulchrum
Lineage: Eukaryota; Metazoa; Nematoda; Chromadorea; Rhabditida; Gongylonematidae
Source: the annotation of a GenBank genome assembly
UUGCCAUUUCAAAUUGGAUUCAGAAUUGGGGUUUUUGCAGCUCGUUGCGGCUUACGAAGCAGUGGGAAAGGUCGUCGGCGUUUUUCAUCCUCUCCUUGCUACAACCGUCGCUCGAACUGCGUCGUCGCGGAAUCUUCAAUGGCUGUACGUAUUGAUGGCGUGCAGCAGAAGGAUAAACCUGAUGCGUUGGUGUCGCGGUUGCCACCGGAAGACGAGCUCUUGUCCGCAUUCGAAAUGGUCUUGAAUAAAAUGGAUUUACCACCGGACAAAAUGCGAAUCCUACGAAGCUAUGAUCUGAAUAAGAAGUGGGAGCUUGUCUGUGAUCAGCGUAAAAUGUAUGCCGUCGCAGAUCCAUCAGUGUAUCUCGAAAAGCUAGCAGCUUAUCUCGAUCGACGAGCUUCAAAAAAGAAGAAAAAAUUACUGGGCGAUGAGACAUCAACUGAAGUGCUGAAACACAUUGAAAUAUCGCUUCGAACAAACAGUAUCGACUGGGUACGAUCGUUCCUCAGUGAUGAGAAUAACGGUCUGAACAUACUGGUGGAAUAUUUGACGCAGCUUCAGGAAGAUGGCUGGGCCAAGUACGUUCUCCGUUUUAAUCAACUUUUCUUGCAGUGUUCACAACUCUCAUUUUACAGCAUUUACAAGCAGUUCAUAUGUGCUUAUGUAAUAAGCGAUGCCUUUGACGGUGCUGCAACGUCGAGCAGUGUCGUGUCAUACCCCCAGACACAGACAGCUACCAGCUCAAGCGAAAAUGGAUAUCUUUUGGAUGAACGGACAACGAGCAGUUUAUUUCGACGAACAACAAGCGUUACAAAGAAAAAUUCGAGGAAUCACGGGGCUCGCGAUGAGGACAUCCAUGUUUGUGUCAGCUGCUUACGGGCCAUCAUGAAUAAUAAGUACGGGUUCAACAUGGUGUUCAGUAAUCCACAAGCGAUCUAUUGUAUCGCUCGAAGCAUUCUUCACCAAAGUUUACGGACCAAGGCGCUGGCGUUAGAACUGCUCGCAGCAAUAUGCUUCGUCAGUGGUGGACACGACCUAAUAAUCAGCGCAUUUAAUCGUUUUCGUGCAGAAUACAAGGAAACCUACCGUUUUCAAUUGUUAUUCUCGUAUUUUGCGAAGCCGCCCGAAUUCAGUGUUGAGUUUAUGGCUUCGUGCAUGCAAUUCUUUAACGUGGUUGUCCAUACCACCGAAAAUAUGAAUUAUCGUAAUUAUCUGCAGUACGAGCUUACUUUGCUUGGCCUCGAUGAUUAUUUAGAGGUUUUGCGCAAAACCGAGUGCGAGGAAUUGCAAACGCAUAUCAGUGCAUAUUUGGACAAUAAAAUAGACGUGCCUUAUUUGUUGGAUGAGACCGAUAAGAAAAUCGAACUGGAAGCUGAGAAUACGCGCCUCGCUGAAGAGUUGUCCAAGAUUAAGGAGAGAUUGCAAGUGGUGGAAGCGGAUUACAUAGCCCGACUGGCACAGCUUGAUCGUCGUCUGAAAGAACUAAAUGCAGAAAAAGAGAAGCUUUUGAAAGAGCAUGAUAGCACAUUGAAUACGAUGAGACGAACGCUGAACGAGAAGGAUAAAGAGAGCCGAGAGCAGCAGGCAAAACUGGAGUCCCGAAUCCAGGAGCUUGAAAGAAUGCAACGUAACAUGAAAGCUGGUUUAAUUGAAGCCAAGAAAGAUCCUGCAGCAACAGCAAAGCAACGAAGUCCAACAUCGCCACCGUCGCCGCCAUCGUCAGGAGCUCAGCAAGGGAAUGAGCAAGAGAAUUCGAUGAAAUCGAAUCCCACACCAACCCCUACUCCAUCACAACAGUCGAUGGGCUUGGUUGGCAAGCCUCCAGCACCGCCAGCACCACCACCACCUCCGCCACCACUGGCAAGCUUUUCCAGUACCACUCAGCCUUCCUCGCUGCAUCCACUUUCUCCACCUGCCACUGAUAUCGUUACCAUCAAAAAAGUCUACAAUACCAGGUAA